Leptonychotes weddellii (Weddell seal) is the source of this 5069-nucleotide messenger RNA. RefSeq lists its product as uncharacterized. The record is from RefSeq and is a predicted model, not a curated record. Gene Ontology annotation, biological process: regulation of DNA-templated transcription. NCBI's taxonomy places the organism in Eukaryota, Metazoa, Chordata, Mammalia, Carnivora, Phocidae.
UCAAGUUGAUAAACCUGGUCUGGUGUCUGAAUUGGAGCAAGAAGAUAAAGUGAUUACAGAGGAAAUCAGAAUUCUCCCAGGCAACUGUCCAGAUUUGGAGACUCUACUUAAAGCCAAAGGGUUAACUUCUAAGUAGCAUGUUUUUAGAAAAGAACAAUAUGAAGGUGUAAAAAUGGAAAGAAAUCAUCUUGGAGUGAAACUCAACAAAUGUAAUCAGUGCUUUAAAAUCUUCAGCACAAAAUCUAACCUCACUCAGCACAAGAGAAUUCAUACUGGAGAAAAACCCUAUGUCUGUAAUCAGUGUGGCAAAUCCUUCAGCAGUAGUUCUUACUUGACUGUUCAUAAGAGAAUACAUAAUGGGGAGAAACCCUGUGAAUGCACUGACUGCAGGAAAGCCUUCAGUAAUCCCUCUUCCCUUAGACUGCACGUGAGAAUUCACACUGGAGAAAAACCUUACAAAUGUAAUCAGUGUUUUCAUGUCUUCCGUACUAGAUGUAUCCUCAACAGGUACAAGAGAGUUCAUACUGGGGAGAAUCAUUAUGAAUGUAAUCAGUGUGGCAAGGCCUUCAGCACAAGGUCUUCCCUUACCGUGCACAACAGAAUUCAUACAGGGGAGAAACCUUAUGAGUGCCACGAUUGUGGGAAAGCCUUUAGGAAGAGCUCACAUCUGACCCAGCACGUGAGAACUCAUACUGGAGAAAAACCCUAUGAGUGUGAUCAGUGUGGAAAAUCCUUCAGCAGUAGUUUUCUCACUGUGCACAAGAGAAUACAUAAUGGAGAGAAACCCUAUGAAUGUAGUGACUGUGGGAAAGCGUUUAAUAAUCUCUCAUCUGUUAAGAAACACGUGAGAACUCACACUGGAGAAAAACCCUACGAAUGUAAUCAUUGUGGGAAAUCUUUCAGCAGUAACUCUUACCUUUCUGUGCACAAGAGAAUUCAUAAUAGGUAGAUAGGAAUGCAGUGACUAUGGGAAAGCAUUCAUUGGUUUCUCAUCCCUCUGACAUCUUGGGAACUCAUGCUGGAUGUAGAAAUUAUCUUUGCAUAACAAAUUAGCCCCAAAACUUAGUGCUUUAAAGCAACAAACAUUUAUUAUCUCACAAUUUAUGUAGGUCAGGGGUUCAGAAAUGGAUUAGCUAUGUCUUUCUGGUUCUAGUUCCCUCACGAGGUUGCAACCAAUAUGUUGACCAGAACUGCAGUCACCUAAAGUCUUUAGGACUGACGGGUCCACUUUGAAGAUUGAUUAUUCACAUUGCUGACAAACUAGUGCCAGUUGUUGGCAUGGGACCUGUGGUUCCUUGCCAUGUAGGCCUCUCUGCAGUGAUGAGUGUCUUUAUAAUAUGGCAGCAAGUUCUCCCCAAAUAAUGUGAUCCAAAAGAGCCAAUGCAGAAGCCAUAAUGUCUUUUAUGACCUAGCCGCAGGAUAUAUUCUCUUCAUCUGUAUUGUGUUGGUCACCCACACUGGUUCUGACAGUGUGGGAGGAAACUACACAAGAUAUGGAUACAAGGAGACAGAAAACACUGGGAACCAUCUUGGAGAUCGAUCAUGACUCAGUGAAGAAAAGCUAUCAGCAGAUCCUCCUUCUAAUCCAGUCAAUAUGGAAUACCAUUCAAUAGCCCAAAUGUUAACUCACUGUGGAGAGAAACCCUAUAAGUGCCGACUUUGCGGUAAAACUUUUACCUCAAACUCUCACAGAAGUAAAAAAAAUUACCAACUGGGGAGAAACAGGAGGAAUGCAUUGGCUAAAGGAAAGCCUUUCGUGGUAUCUUGUGAAUCACAUGAAAUUCACACGAAGGGAAAACCCUAUGAAUAUCAUCAAAAUGGAAAACUCUUCAGAAGACACUCAUCCUUUAAGACAUACAUAAGAAAUCACACUGUACAGGAACACUGUAUAUAAGGAAUAUGGAAGGAAACAAUUGGCACUCUCCGCUCUACUUUACUCUCCCCUGCUCUGUGCCUCAAGAGGUUAAUAGACUAUAUCAGUGGGCUCAUAUAUCUCAGGCUUCUGUUUGGGUUGGUCAGUGGGGAGCCCAGGUGGGAGAUCAGAGGGAUAGAGGAGAGUGAGUCCACCCCACAGCAUAUCCCUGCAGGAGAAUUGGGUUCUGGAUGCUACACUUGGCCACUUUUCAGUCCCUGUAGUGCAGCCCUCUCCCCUCUUCCUACCAUGCCCCAAAUUUUCAAUAAUCACUCCCUCCUCUGUCCUCUCCUUCCUUGUUCUUCUUCCAGUCAUUGAAUAUGCACUAUCCCUUUUUUGUUUCCCUACACCCUGCCUGCAAUUGUUCUGGUAUAGUGAUACACCAAUGUACUGAGAAUAUAAUGAAAGGUCUUUACCAUUUUCUACAAGGCCCCAAACAAUUCAGAUCCACUGCAGAGCCGACCUCACCUUCCACCAUUCCUGUUUACUUCCUACACUAUAGUUGCGCUGGUCUUGCUGUAGCCCCAUCAUCCCAGCACAGUUCAAUAUCAGGGUCUCUGUAAUGCCUAGACUGAUAUUCCCAACAUAGCUACAUAGCUCACUCGCUCAGUUUACUUAGGUUUCUGCCAAAAUGUCACUUGAAUUGAAAGGCUUUCAUUCCCACUCCAAAUAUAUGAGCAAGUCUCCAGUUCCCAUGUUUAUUAUCUUUAUUGGGAGUUAUUCAUCUCAAUAGCACUUACCACCAUCUGACUGACUCUAUAUAUACCUCUUUAUUUGACUAAUAUUUAUUCCCCAUCCCAACCCCCACUAUGUUGUGAACACCAUGAAAGCAAGGACUGUGUGUUUGAUUUAUCACUGUAGAUCCUGUACCAUAGCCACGCCUGGUACAGAGACAGUGUUCUAUUGCAUAGCAAUUAGGAGUAUGGACUCUGGAGAGAAACUAUUUGAGUUCAAGUCCAGACCCUACUGCUUAAUCACCUGCUUACCUCAGGCAAGUAACAAACACUUUGUGCCAGUUUUUUCAUUUAUAAAAUGCUAACGAGAGUGCCUACUUUGUAAACUUGUAUUGAAGGUUCAAUUAAUUAAUAUAUGUAAAGCACUUGGGAGACUGCCUGGUAUAUAGGAAACGCUAUAUAUAUAUUUCAUUUUUUAUUGUGAAUUAAUUAAAAUUAAUUGUAGGAUUAUACCAAGCAAAACAAGCCAGACACAAAAACGUAAAUACUGUAUGAUUCUAUUUACAUAGAUUUCUAGAACAGGCAGAAAAUAAUCUGGAGGGGGGUGGAGAACAGGGGUUGCAACUAAGUGUGAGGCAAGGGAUGUGAGGCAGUAGCUUGGAUUGACUGGGAAAGGACAAGAAGGAACUUCACAGGGUGAGAAAAUGUUUUAUGUCUUGAUAGGAGUAUAAGUUACACAGAUAUAUUUAUUUGGCAGGAUGCAUCAAACUGUACACUUAAGAUCUGUACAUUGCACUGCAUGUAAGUUAUGCCUCAAUUUAAAACUCAAUUCGCUAAGUGAAAGAGACAAAAAGCCACAUGUUGUAUGAUUCCGUUGUAUGACAUUCUGGAAAAGACAACCUGUGGGGAAGGACAAAUCAGUAGUUGCUAGGGAUAAGAGGUAGAAGAUAGGAUAACUACAAAGGCAUAGCACAAGGGAAUUCAGGAGUUUUGGUACUAUCCUAUAGCAUGACAAAUCUCUCUGUAUUUUUUCAAAACUUACGGAACAUUAAACCACAAAGAGUGAAUAUUAUUAUCGGUUAAAACAAAAUACAAUCACGAGGUAGCAGAGGUAACACAGAAUGGAAUACAGACUAUAACAAAUGAACUUAACUGUAUUACAAAUGAAUAUCAUAACCACACUGAAGAGGAUGGAGAAGAAACCUAACUUACUUAGGAAAACUGUAUUUUGACCAGAUACUAUAAGGCUAAAAGCAAAAAGAACUGUACAGAAAUCCUGUACUAGAGUUAAUAAAUUUGUUUCUCUCAAGGGUAUGGGUUGGCAAUUCUGAACCACUUUAUGUAUAUACUAGGGUUGGACAACUAAGUAUAUAUGUUGUAGAUCCUUAAAGCCAGUUUCUUGCUCUCAGAGACGUUACAAACAAGGAAAGAGAAAGGCUAGAGUGGACCCUGUGGUGUUGGAUUGGAAUUGGAGAUAGAAGUAAGAACUUGGGGUUUCUUGAAAGAUGAUGAUAGAUACGUACAUAGAUACAUAACUAGAUAAGCACAGAGGUAUGCAUAUGCCUGAAGUGGAGUACAUACAUAUAUUUUCAACCUCUGUCAACAGAGAAGAAGACCUAGAAGCGGUGGCACUUCAGUAGCAAUGAGUACACCUGGCACCUAGAUCUAGGUUUGUAAAUGCCAUUCUCAAAAAAAGGGGAUGGUAACCAGGGCUCCUUGGAGAAGUGGUUAAUUCCAGGGCUAGGGCAGAGAAAAUAUAAAAUGAUCCUGGAAUAGCUUGCAAUGCCAUAAAGUAAAGUAAAGAAAUGCUCAAAAGGUGCUGGGUGCUUGUUGAAAAAACACAGGUGCCAACCUAAAUGCUCUUUUAAUAGAGAAGGAAGAGUCCCAGGGAGGUCCAAAAAACCUGCCUAAAUAUUUCCUUCGGGUCUUUGAAAAACACUUAACCUGUAACUACGCAGGAAAAGUCACUAGGAGGCUUAGCCAAGAAUAGCUACUGAAAGGUGAAGAGUGGCACAGAAAUUUAAGAGGACACACAUUCUAGGAAUUGGAGUUGGUUUUUGGACUCAUCCACAGUGGAGUGAUCUUGGGGAAAACCCAUUUCAACCAAUACCCUAGAAAUGCCACACCAUGAUAUGUACCAUGCACUAAGAGGGAAAGAUACACCUUAGGAGUAAGUGCAAAAUUGAAAUAAACCUGCCCUUACAAAAUUUAAAAACUCGAGGUGAUACAUUAGUCUAUAACUGCCUGCCAUUACAAAACUUAAUCAUUAGAAGAAUAAUCAAGAGCCUCUACAACGUAUCAUUAACAAUGUCCAGCACACAAUAAAAAAAUACUAGACAUGCAAAGAAACAGGAGAAGGUACCAAUUAUGAAUGUGUAAGUCAAUAGAGGCUGACCCAGAAACAAUCCAGGUAUUGGAGUCAGCAGACAAGGACUUCAAAAUAAUUAUGAAAAAUAUGUUUUUUUAAAUGAAGGAAAUGGGCA